AUGACGGAUGGCGGCCAAGACAACGAACUUGCUGCUCUCGAGAAAGUCUUGCUCGACAAAAGUGCGGAUCCUGUCGAUCUGCCUUUCUCGCUUCUCAAGGCAAUCACAGGAAACUUCUCUGAAGAUAAUAAAAUUGGCAGAGGCGGAUUCGGAGCGGUUUACAAGGGCGUCCUUCCAAGUGGUCAUACCAUUGCAGUGAAGAAGCUCUUUGAGCAAUUCGAGAUACUGGACAAGAAUUUCGCAUGUGAGAUCGCCUGCCUUGUUGGGGUCAAGCACAAGAACACGGUGCGAUUCCUCGGAUAUUGCUCCGAGACGCAACACGUGAUGAGGCUGUAUGAGGGGAGGAGUGUCUGGGCAGACGUGCGCCAGAGGUUGCUCUGCUUCGAGUACCUACCCAAAGGGUGCCUUGCUGACUAUCUCUCCGAUGCAUCUUGUCGACUCCAGUGGACCACAUGUUACCAAAUAAUAAAGGGGAUCUGUGAGGGCAUACAUUAUCUUCACCAACAGCGUAUUAUUCACAUGGACCUCAACCCUCAGAAUGUACUAUUGGAUAAUAACAUGGUGCCUAGAAUUGCGGAUUUCGGUCUAUCACGGCGCUUAAGUGGAAGCCAGAGUCGGGCUAUUACUGAUCACAAGCUUGGGACAAUGGGACAUAUGGCACCAGAAUUCUUGAAUAAUGGAGAAAUCACUUUCAAGACAGACAUAUAUAAUUUAGGUGUUAUAAUCAUGAAGAUCCUUAUGGGACAUAAGGAGAGCUCCAGUGUUAAGGAGGCAGUUGAAAGCUGGACGGACAUGUUUGGGACAUCAAAUAAUCACACAUCAUUGGAGCAAGUAAAGGCAUGUGCCAAGAUAGGGAUAGAAUGUACAAACUAUUACCCAGGAAACAGGCCGGCUACAUGGUUUAUCAUCCGUGGAAUACUGGGUGAUGUGGGAAUUUCAAAUUGGUCUAUUACAGGUGAUGUAGGUACCUCAACAGAAGGGCAGAUAAGCAUUGCCUCCAAGCUGGCGGAUGAGUUGAAAUUAAUGGAUGGUUCUGCUGUUACACCAUCAAAACUGCCACCAUCAACAUUGGAGGUGGAGCAGGACGAUGGCAAAUUGAGCCAGGAGAGGAAGAGGAAGGCAUCAAACGUGAGUGUGGCGUCUAGGGUGAUGAGCAUCCUCCAUGAUAAGCUUCUCGAAGCUAGUGGAUGA
This is a messenger RNA of Triticum turgidum subsp. durum (durum wheat), 1191 nucleotides long. NCBI's taxonomy places the organism in Eukaryota, Viridiplantae, Streptophyta, Magnoliopsida, Poales, Poaceae. The record is from the annotation of a GenBank genome assembly.